Molecule: messenger RNA, 1441 nt
Organism: Paramecium sonneborni
Lineage: Eukaryota; Ciliophora; Oligohymenophorea; Peniculida; Parameciidae
Source: the annotation of a GenBank genome assembly
AUGAAAAAAAACAAUAUUUUAUCAGUGCCCAUCAAGUAUUAAAAUUAGAUAUAUUAAGUAGAAGUAAUAAUUAUUAUAUGUGUUUAAUAGAUAUUUGCAUUUGAUACUCCUUUAUAAAUAGCAUAUAGGUUUUGUACAUAACAAAAUUUAGAAUUUAAUUUCAUUUCACCACUUUCAAAAUAAAUUAUUUCUUUUGUCUCCAUGUUACUUGAUUCUAAUAGUAUAGAUAAUACUACUAAAACAUAAAUACGAUUACACUUUGAUAAAUUCAUUAAUAAUGCGAGUAUUAGAGAAAGUAUAAAGAUUGUCGAUACUUCUAUUUAAAUUAGAAAUGAUUGCAUUUAAAUCAUUAAGUAAUAAGAAUCAACUAAAAAUUAAGAAGAGAACUUUAAUUUUUCAUUUGAUUAAGACAAUCAUGAAAAUAAUACAUCUAACAUACAAGAUUAAUUCUAAUUCUCAUUUAAAAAUAAAUUAUAAGAAAUGCUUAAUCCAGAUAAAAAUUAAUCAUCUUCAAGAGGAAGUAGUAGAAUUGAACAUUAUGUUAAAAACAAUUCAAUUCAUUAAAUUGAAAAUCUAUAAAAAUAAGAAAAGUUAAAUCAAAAAAUUAUGAAUAGAUUAAAAAAUAAAUCACCAAGUAAAUCACCUAAUAAAAGAAUUGGUAUACCUUAUUAAGAAUAUAUGAAAAGACCUAGUGUUUAAAUCAAUUAUUCUAAAGACAGUUUUCACUCACAUAAUGUUUUAAGAAAUAAACCAAAUUAAUUUAUAUCUGUUCAAUAGAGUCCAAUCUAUUCACCAGAAAAAUAAGAAUAAAAUACUCUAUAAACAUUACCUAAAGGAAGAAUAAGUAUCUAAAAAUCAAAGUAAUCUAAUUCUAGAAAUAUUUCACCUCAAGAAAUUAGUUUCUCAUAACAAUAGAUUGAUUAAAGCAUAUAAUCUGUAAAUAUUAUUUAAUCUAAUUUUAUAUAGUCUAUGGUUAGUAAUGGAACAUUAUGCAAUAGUAGAAUUGAACAUUAAUCUAAGUAAGAUAGAAUGAAAAGCUUUAAAGAAUUAAUGAAUAAAUUGCAAUGUAUUUCUACUCCACAGAAAAGCUAGAGAAACUAUGAAAUUUAUAUCAAAUAAUAAAAUAAUACUUAUGCAAAAAUAGUAAAUAACAUUUUUAGUUUAAAGUUAUUAGGAAUAAAAAAUUAAUGAAAUAUUUACUGUGCUUGAUACAAAUAAGGACGGUUACAUUGAUCAUGAAGUCAAUUUAUAAUAGUUAAAAUAAUCAAUUAUAGAUUUAUUUGAACCUGUUUGGUUUUAAAUAUUGUGGAAGAAAAUUAAGAUCAAUAAAAGAUAGUUUUAAGAUCUGAUGUAAAAAAGGUAAUUAUUUAAGUAAUUAAGAAUUAAGGAUCUUGAUUAAUAAGAUAUUGGAAAAUUUAUAUUUAAUGGAAUUAAAAAGUGA